Bursaphelenchus xylophilus (pine wood nematode) is the source of this 867-nucleotide messenger RNA. The record is from the annotation of a GenBank genome assembly. Lineage: Eukaryota; Metazoa; Nematoda; Chromadorea; Rhabditida; Aphelenchoididae.
AUGACCACCGUCGCCAAGGAUGAGACCAGUGGGGAGUCUACAAUCGUGCUUCAAGAACUGAAGGAUUCCGAGAAAACCACCGAACUUUCUUUGGACGAACGGAUGCAUGCUCAAGGUGUUCCCAAAGCCGAUGUUAUUGUAAGUCGCCCACUGUUUUGUUUCAUUUCUGUUUUUAGGAGGAUGUUCCAGAGUAUUUGAAACGAAAGGGUCUUGAACUGGACGCUGCGACGAAGGAAAUUCAGGAGCUUUAUGGAAAAUAUAAAACUGUUGAGAAUGCGAUUCAAGAAAGGAGAAGUCGGUGGGUAUUCCACCGUUUUUGGUGGACGCAAUAGUUUUAUAAGGUAACUACGAUCGUUUCAGAUUAUUGGCCAACCUUCCGGACUUUGAAAACUCCUUGAAUUACAUUGAAACUGCAAAAGCCGCGAAGGUAGGUACCAAUUACAACAUAAUUGCUCAAAUCUUUAGGAAAAAGGCAAGACCGAGCUUCGAAUGUUGUACAAAUUGGACGAGAAUGCCUAUCAGCGAGCCAAGAUCGACGAUUUGGAGAAGGUUGUGCUUUUGUUGGGCUCAAAUACCUUCGCCGAAUUCACCUUGGACGAGGCCAAAGAGUUGUUGACCAGUAACAUCAAUGGAAUUAACCGAGUGUAAGAUUUUUCAAUUUGCUUUUUCUUGGUAUUUAGGACAACUCAGAGGAAUUGGAGUGCAAAAAAUGGCUGAUUUUACUGAAAUUCACCUUAUUUUAGGAUGGAGCUGCUAAAAGAAGAAUUGAACUGGGUUCGAGACCAAAUCACAACAUGCGAAGUGUCCAUUGCCCAUUUGUACAACUAUGGUGUGGUCCAGAAGAAGGCGGCCCAACCUAAAGCCUAG